Molecule: messenger RNA, 1615 nt
Organism: Notothenia coriiceps (black rockcod)
Lineage: Eukaryota; Metazoa; Chordata; Actinopteri; Perciformes; Nototheniidae
Gene: spi1a
Product: Spi-1 proto-oncogene a
Exons: 5
Coding region: 162-941 (259 amino acids)
Biological process (GO): cell differentiation; regulation of transcription by RNA polymerase II
Cellular component (GO): nucleus
Molecular function (GO): sequence-specific DNA binding; DNA-binding transcription factor activity, RNA polymerase II-specific
Source: RefSeq, a predicted model, not a curated record
UGAUAUGAACGCAGACAGUGUAGGGUCCAGCUUGUUUCUCACUUUCAGUUCCCUUUUGUCUGGUGAAACCAUCGACGUCGCGUGUUUCGGUGAAGCAAUAGGAAAAAGUUAACGUUCAUUACAAACUUUAAGAACCAAGACUCUCAUGCUGUCUUGUUUACAUGAUGGAGGGAUAUGUCAUAUCAUCUGUGUCAGAGGGAAUCAUUCCGAAUGAACCAGAGAGUUAUCGCCCCCCUACAGAGCUGUACCCCUACCUCACUAAUGUGGGGGAGAUAUAUGAAGACCACAGAUGGACUUUCCACACGGAGCGUGUCCACCCGACAGACUUUGAGAAUUCUCCGGUGAAUCACCUCAUAGAGCUUCAGUCCGUGUCUCCUCAGCAGCUGGUGCAGCCGUACCGCUUCAGCAGCGAGUCGCUGCCCCUUCACCUGGACCCGCCACUUGUUCCUCUCUCUGUGUCACCACAGAUCCCAUAUUACACCCCAUCCAUGUGCUACCAGUACCAGGCAUCUGCCUCUCCUGGACGUUACUACUCAGAAGAGGAACAGAGAGGAGUCAGCCCUCCGUUCGAAGUAUCAGAAGGAGAGGAUGAACGAGAAGAACACAAACACUCCUUCAGGAGGGACACUAGCAACAAGAAGAAAAUCCGCUUGUACCAGUUCCUCCUGGACCUGCUAAGAAAAGGUGACAUGAGUGACAGUAUCUGGUGGGUGGACCAGGACAAGGGCAUCUUUCAGUUCUCCACAAAACACAAAGAAGUCCUGGCCAGCCACUGGGGUACUCAGAAAGGAAAUCGCAAAAAAAUGACCUAUCAAAAAAUGGCUCGAGCUCUGAGGAACUAUGGUAAAUCUGGAGAGAUUAAGAAAGUAAAGAAGAAGCUAACCUACCAGUUCAGUGAGGAUGUGUUGAGGAACCUCUAUUUACGUCAGUAUCCUCACUGAUCAGGGAACAAAGGCUGUCUGUCAUCGCGAUGAAAUCUCUGAACUAGCCAUGAUUGCUUUUUGUUUUCAAAUUUAACUUUGUUUUACUGCCAAGUUUUCUUGCCUAUUUAUUUUGGAUGUUAGUGUAUAUCCUCUUUGGCAAAGCUUUUUAAGACUGUGGACCUCCAAUCAGAGGAAGUUUGAAAAAUAGGCCCUCUUAGUUUACUUGGAUUUGCUCGAUUCCUGGAGGCUAAUGGGAGCAUUAAUAUGUUAUUGGAUCCGAUAGAGACUCAACCAUUCAGCCAAGACCGCAUUAUAUUGUUGUUUGACAUAACAACAGACUAGAUCAAAUAUGUAAAAAAAAGGUUUGUCUUAAACUACCCCCAAAGUAUCUUUACUAUCUCUUUAACCAUAUUAUACACAUUUAGGCUAUUCUAUGAGAUAUUUUUUUGCUAUGCAAUUUAAUAUGUGUUCACUUCUACUCACUAAGUCCGACCUCAAACUGUUUGAAGCCCCACUGGAAGCCCUUCUCAAACUUUACAAAAAACCUCUGCUCCACAGCAUUCACCUCCAUAAACGUCCAUAUUAAAGACUCAGAGUUGGGCCGUGUAAAUUAUUUUGUUAAAAGAGAAUUCAACUUUGUGGACAGCUAAAAAAAACACAAAUAUUGCAAAUGUUUUUUAAGAUAUGUUGUU